Morone saxatilis (striped sea-bass) is the source of this 2132-nucleotide messenger RNA. RefSeq names its product mannosidase, endo-alpha (gene manea). The record is from RefSeq and is a predicted model, not a curated record. Gene Ontology annotation, molecular function: alpha-mannosidase activity. Lineage: Eukaryota; Metazoa; Chordata; Actinopteri; Moronidae. The coding region runs from base 408 to 1721 and encodes 437 amino acids. The transcript has 5 exons. Gene Ontology annotation, cellular component: Golgi apparatus.
AUGGAUGAGUCGCAGUCAGUGUGCGUCGGUGACCGCAGAUGGUUUAGAGAUCUGCGCCGUUUUCCAGGAGAGGAUACUGAACCAGAAGUGCGGGUUGUGUCCUGUGUUGUGCAUCUCAUGCAAGGGGGGAAUAAUUUAUGAAGGGUCGUGCGGAGCUGUCAGACUGGCUAUGUUUAAUACUAGACGUUGUAUUUCAAAAGAGCCAGCUUUAAAACGGAAACGUGAAGAGUUUGACUGUCGUCGGAUACAAUUGCUACAUGACCCCUGUUAUGGUUGGCAGCUGCUGAGAAGUCUAAAGUUCAUCAGUGCAGGCUGAACAAAACCUCGUCGACCAAGCUUCAAUGGCAUCUGGUCAAACAGCUUUCCCUCCCUGCUGUCUGUGGAUAGCCCCGAGAACUGACUGAAGAAUGGCAAGGUUUAGGCGCAAAUCUUGCAUCACAUUCAUCGUUGUUGUAUUGCUUGUUCUCAUAGUAACCGUGGUCUUAAAGGGCCUUACAUCAGAGGACUCUCUGUUCAGAAGCCCUGUUGGUCUGGAGCUGCUUCCAGUCAUAAAGGAUGAGGUCCAGGUAGUAAACAACAAUAAACUUGAUCAGACAAAAAUGAAUGACAGAGAUGCCGAACUGGAAGCUACACUGAGGAAGUUCCCUCCUCCCAACUACUAUCUGCAUGCCUUCUACUAUGCGUGGUAUGGGAACCCCAAGUUUGACGGCAAAUACAUCCACUGGGACCAUCCUCAGCUGCCACACUGGGACUUUAAGGUAGCUCAGGGGUAUCCACAAGGGAGACACAGCCCACCUGAUGACAUCGGGUCCAACUUCUACCCCUCUUUAGGGCCGUAUAGUUCCAAGGAUCCCUCCAUUAUAGAGGCCCAUAUGCAGCAGCUGCGUAUAGCAGCCAUUGGUGUCAUUGCUGUUUCCUGGUAUCCUCCAAAUAUGAAGGACGAUAAUGGUGAUAUGAUGGAUGACUUAGUGCCUUUGCUGCUUGAAGUGGCCCAUAAAUACCAUAUUAAGGUAGCGUUUCACAUUGAACCAUACAAAGGUAGAGAUGAAGUCAACAUGUUCACUAAUGUCAAAUACAUAAUUGAGAAAUACGGAGAGCACCCUGCUUUCUUCAAGUACCGGACAAACACUGGCAAGCUUCUACCACUCCUCUAUGUGUAUGACUCAUAUCUGAUGAACUCUGAGCAGUGGGCCAAACUGCUGAAGCACACUGAGAGUAACAGCAUCAGGGAUACCCCGUAUGACGCCAUCUUCAUCGCCCUGCUGGUUGAGGAGAAACACAAGAGGGAAAUCCUGACUGCUGGUUUUGAUGGUGUUUAUACCUACUUUGCCACUAAUGGGUUUUCCUAUGGGUCCACUCAGCGGAACUGGGAUUCUAUUAAAGCUUUCUGCGAAGAUAACAACCUGAUAUUCAUCCCAAGUGUCGGCCCCGGGUAUAUUGACACAAGCAUUCGACCCUGGAACUUCCAAAACACUCGAAACCGCAUCAACGGCAAAUACUAUGAAACCUCACUGAGUGCUGCAUUACAGGCCAGGCCUGAUUUUAUCUCUAUAACGUCUUUUAAUGAAUGGCACGAGGGGACUCAGAUCGAAAUGGCAAUUCCCAAAACGAGCCAGACUGUGUAUCUCGACUACCUGCCAAAUAAACCUGCAAUCUACCUAGAAAUAACUCGCAAAUGGGCUGCGAUAUUUGGUGGCGAAAGACGGAAAUGGCAGGAAUGAGCUGUAGCAGAGGUCUGUUUGUGGUUGUGUGAUUUAAUUACAUGAAAGCUAAAUGGAGUUCUAGUUGCAGAAUGGACAUGAAGAAUAACUGUAUGAGAACAGCUAAAGGAUUUGCCACAGACAGUGAACUACAUUAUAUUGAUUUUGGCUGCAGUGAUGUAUGGGAUUUUUUACAUUUCAAUUAUUGAUAAUUUAACUGAUGUCUCAUUACUUCUUGUUUACACAAACCCUAGUACAUUUUUGAAUUCUGAACACAGUCCGCAUGUUUCAUCACCAUCUACAGCUGAGUCUACAACUGUUCAUUGGCAUGAUUUCCCAUCCUGUAAUCUGUGAAUACAUUAUACCUCAAUAGAAAUGUGCACCCUGGAAAGGAAGGAAACACACAAAUAAACAAAGCAGUCUGCUGGUAAA